AUGGAGAAUCCGAAAGAAUCGCCAGCCGUCACGAGCACAACCAACUGCCGGCACAUCGGUUGCAUUGUGAUGUUCUGCGGGUUGGGGCUGUGCAUUGUUUUCGGCGUAAUAUGGUUUUCUCUCAAUCCAAGAGUUUCUUCGCCCGAGUUCCAAAUCUCCUCUUUCUCGGUUUCUCCCUUCAACUCCCGCUCCCCAUCCUCUCUCUUCGAUGCCAAUUGGAAAAUCGCUUUUCUCGUCCGAAAUCCCACCGACUCGGACCGUAUCUCUUACGACCAAUUUGAGGUCGCGCUUCUAUACCACGGAGUUUCUAUCUUAUCCGCAUCAGUGUCUCCUUUCUAUCAACGCAAGGGAGACGAGGGGUUGGUGGAAGUGAGCAUGGCCGCAUUGUCUGAUUUGUCUGUUGACAAUAAUGUCGUUAGUAACAUUUACGAAGAUUUGAAGGACGGGGCCGUGAAUUUCACCGUGGCAGGGCAUGUAACGGUUAGGGUUAAAUACGGGUUUAGGAGAGGGCGGCGGCACCACAUGAAGGUUUCUUGCGACAACGUGAUGGUCGGAUUUUGUGGCAACAACGGCGGGGCACUAGUUGGCGGGUCAGCGAGAUGCGGGGCUCAUAUUAAGCUUAAGUUUUGGGAACCUCUAUGA
Molecule: messenger RNA, 642 nt
Organism: Rhododendron vialii
Lineage: Eukaryota; Viridiplantae; Streptophyta; Magnoliopsida; Ericales; Ericaceae
Product: NDR1/HIN1-like protein 10
Exons: 1
Coding region: 1-642 (213 amino acids)
Cellular component (GO): plasma membrane
Source: RefSeq, a predicted model, not a curated record